AUGGCACUUAAAUUCAAUGUAGUUGCGAGUGAUGGCAGAGCCCGUCGCGGAGAACUGGUUCUCACCCACGGACUCGUAGAAACUCCGGUGUUUAUGCCAGUGGGAACGAAAGGAGCCAUUAAAGGACUCUGUUACGAUCAGCUUGAGUCCCUGGGAUGUGUACUGUCUUUGGGAAACACAUUCCACCUGGCCUUCCACCCUGGAAGUGAAAUUAUCAGAAAAGGUGGUGGACUUCACAAAUUCACCAAUUCACGCUGUAAUUUCCUGACAGAUUCGGGCGGUUUUCAGAUGGUAUCUCUCUUUUCCCUCUCCAGAGUCACAGAAGAAGGAGUAGAGUUUAAAUUUCCAUAUGAUCUACAAAGAGAAAUAUUCCUAACACCAGAGGAAUCAAUAAAAAUACAGAAUGACAUUGGGGCCGAUAUAAUAAUGGCACUAGAUGACGUGGUUUCAUCCUUAGUAAGAGAUAAGGAAAGGUUAGAAGUUGCUACACAUAGAACUACAAGGUGGUUGGAUCGGUGCAUUAAAGCCCACUCUAACCCUGAAACACAAGCUCUAUUCGCUAUAGUCCAAGGAUCUAUCUACCCAGACUUGAGGAUAAUCUCCCUAAACGAACUCAAGAAAAGAGAUCUGCCUGGUUACGCAAUCGGAGGUUUAUCUGGAGGAGAGAACAAAACUGAUUUCUGGAGAAUAGUAGAAUUGUGUACUAGAGAAGGUGUCGGAUUGCCUUCUAACAAACCAAGGUACCUCAUGGGAGUAGGAUACCAGAUAGAUCUGAUAGUGUCUGUGGCCUUGGGCUGCGACAUGUUCGACUGUGUUUUCCCGACAAGAACAGCCAGAUUCGGCACAGCAUUAAAUGAUCACGGCAACAUUAGGAUACAACACGAAAUUUAUCAAUAUGAUUUCAGCCCUAUAGAUCAGGAUUGUGAUUGCCUGUGUUGCCUAAAGUAUUCAAGGGCGUUUCUUCACUAUGGAUUAAAAAAGACCAUACUUGUUUCACAUCUAUUAACUCUUCAUAAUAUAAGAUAUAUGGUGAGGCUGUUCGAACGGAUCCGAAAAUCAAUAUCCAGCGGAAAUUUUAAAGGAUUUGUCAGAAGAUUCCUAACAAACAUGUAUAUUAAUAACGGAGAGCUGCCACCCCUGUGGGUCAGAGAUUCUCUACUUUCAGCCGGAAUAGAUAUUCUAGAUCUUUAUCCUGAUAAUUCAAAUGUGGUUAAACCUUAUUAA
Theileria annulata is the source of this 1224-nucleotide messenger RNA. RefSeq names its product queuine tRNA-ribosyltransferase, putative. Gene Ontology annotation, cellular component: cytosol. The record is from RefSeq and is a predicted model, not a curated record. Bases 1 to 1224 code for a protein of 407 amino acids. Lineage: Eukaryota; Apicomplexa; Aconoidasida; Piroplasmida; Theileriidae. The transcript has 9 exons. Gene Ontology annotation, molecular function: tRNA-guanosine(34) queuine transglycosylase activity.